GAGAAAAAUCCGUAUUAAAUAAUUCAUUUCAUUCAUUCCAUUUACGUGGAUUUAGCCGGAAGGACUUAUGAUAACUGCGUGAGAAAUCGUGACCUUUUAGGAUGCUCUUGAUGAAAAUAAAAUGAAUUAAAACGAUCGUGUAGUCGUGAGCUACGUUUCCAGUCGGGCCCAUUUCCUGGCGUACCGACAUGGCUGUAGUCCGUUCACUGAUUGGGUCUCAUUACGUUUUAUGCUAGCUGACGGAGCGAAAAGAAUACAAAUUCCAGCAAGAGCAGAUGCACGAGCAGCAAUGCUGCAUUUAAAUGCUCGCGGAAAUGCUGGAAUGACUUUUAUUAACGUCCCAUAGAUAGAGAGACGGCCCACAGCGACCAGUUCGUGAAAGCCACCCCAUGUUACUGCGCCAGCUGAGCUCCUCCGGCUCCUCCUUCCUCCCCUGCAGACGUCCUGCUCUCUGCAGAGCCGGCGUCAGGAGCAGCGGUGCCUCUUCCUCCUACCUCCCCCACAUCCCCUCCCCUCCUCCUCCAUGGUGGUUGGUGCGGGGAUUUCCUCCCUGGCCUCCUCGACUCCUCCACUCCCACCCGGCAGCUCAUCAGGUCUUCUCUGGUAGGACGUUACGCCCUCGGAGGUUCAACCCCGGUAACUUCGCCGGUAGUUGGCGUUUUUUCUACGCCUCUGCCCCACUUAGGAUGGAGCGAGCUGACAGGGAGCCUUCACACAAGUGGAGGAGGAGUACAGAGGAGAGGAGGAGAUCUGAAGAAAGGGAAAGACACAGAGGAGGAGCAGUCGGGCUGACAGGAGCUAAGGAUGGAGGCUCCAGCAGGGAGCGCGGUCACCCGUAUUCCAGCUCGGGUCACUCUCGUCCAAACCACCAGUUCAAAGAAGGACAUCGAGACCGACGGAUCAGCGAGUCUGGGGAAAGUGUCAGAAAGGACAACAGCAGAGACAGAGACGUUGGACGGACUAGAACUGAGGAUAAAGACAGACAGCGGAAAGACAGCACCGGUCGACAUGAAACCCCAAAUCGAGGGAGGAGCACAUAUGAGCAACGAGGGCAUAAAGAUUCACAUCCUGCGAGGUCUGGGACUGAAACAUCCCAGUCAAAACCUGGACAGGAUAAAGUUUUCAUACACAAACCCAACCCCUGGUUCAAAGAGAGGAGUGCACAAGGUGAGGAGGGACAUUUAAGGGACAGAGUUAGUGAUGGAGGGCAGUGGACUUGGCACCUGUCCCAGCCCUGCAGCCACACCCGCCCCUCAAAUCCCUGGCAGGUGGCUGGAGCCAGGAGGCAGCCUCCUCCACCCGGAACCUCCCCACCUGUCAGACAACCGAAGGAGGCAAAACAAGCGAAACGCCUUCAGAGACACUGGGAGAUGAGUGCCUGCAGUACUGACAUCCAGCCACCAGGUGACAGCACAGCGUUUGACUUCUCAGUGAUGUCCUACAACAUCCUGUCUCAGGAGCUCCUGGAGGACAACGCCUACCUGUACCAACACUGUCGGCCCGACGUCCUGCAGUGGAGCCACCGGCUGCCCAACCUGCUGUCUGAGAUCCAGCAGCACAACGCUGAUAUUCUGUGUCUUCAGGAAGUCCAGGAGGACCACUAUGAAAACCAGAUCAAACCAGCUCUACAGGCGCUAGGUUAUCAGUGUGAGUACAAGAAGCGAACAGGAAGGAAACCCGACGGCUGUGCAAUCGUCUUUAAAUCCUCCCGUCUGUCACUCCUUUCCUCCAAUCCCGUUGAGUUUUUCCGCCCCGGCGACGCCCUCCUCGAUCGAGACAACGUGGGAUUGGUUGUGUUGCUGCGACCUAACGACACCAUCGGCCAUCCGCAUCCCUCCGCCUUCAUCUGCGUCGCCAACACUCACCUCCUCUACAACCCCCGCCGUGGCGACAUCAAACUGGCUCAGCUGGCGAUCCUAUUGGCCGAGAUCAGCAGGCUGUCCCGCCUCCCAGACGGGUCGAGCAGUCCGGUUGUGCUGUGUGGGGAUUUUAACUCAACGCCCUGGAGUCCACUGUACAACUUUCUGACUACAGGCUGCCUGGACUACAGAGGACUGCAGAUCGGCAUGGUAUCUGGUCAGGAAAGCCCUUCCAGAGGUCAGCGCCUCCUCGCGUGUCCCAUCUGGCCUCACAGUCUGGGAAUCGACCACCACUGUCGGUACAACCCGGCGGCUGAGCGGUCGCCCGGCAGCCCCACAGCAGUGACAGGAGCCAUCGAUAGCCUCACUGUGGAAGACCUCGCCAGCAAAGCUGCCGCUGCUUUCGCCAGAGCGAGGAUCGAGCACGGCCUGAAGCUGCAGUCGUCCUAUCAGCACCGUCUGAUGCCUGAUGGACGACCUGAGAUCACCACCUGUCACUCUCGCACGGCCAUCACUGUGGACUACAUCCUGUACACCCCCGACUCCAUCACACCUCCUUCACUUCCUGGUGGGCGGGGCCUCCAUCUGCUGGGCAGGCUGUCGCUGCUCGGCCAGUCAGAGCUGGAGGAAGUCAACGGCCUCCCCAAUCAGUACCACUCGUCUGACCACCUCCCUCUUCUCGCGCGCUUCCGCUUCCGGCGCUGACGUGGCGUCAGCCAAUCGGAGCGGCUCCCGGGCUCGCCUGCAGACGGCGAAGCUCAGGGAAGACGGCAGCGUUUAGGGUGUUGACUGAACACAAAAAUGGUGACAAUUAAGUUCAAGAGGGCACACGUGCCACAGUUUUUCCUCAAACUCUUUGCUGGCUGGAGAAAACGCCGACGUCCGAUUCUGAAGCCGAUCGCUCGUGUGCUGUAAUGUCCCAGCUGCACUUACUUUGUGAGGGCAACAUGACGUGACUGCAGCAGAAUCCAGUGGUGUUAAAGCUGCAAAU
Molecule: messenger RNA, 2850 nt
Organism: Scatophagus argus
Lineage: Eukaryota; Metazoa; Chordata; Actinopteri; Scatophagidae
Gene: angel2
Product: angel homolog 2 (Drosophila)
Exons: 9
Coding region: 390-2564 (724 amino acids)
Biological process (GO): 3'-UTR-mediated mRNA stabilization
Molecular function (GO): 3'-5'-RNA exonuclease activity; mRNA 3'-UTR binding
Source: RefSeq, a predicted model, not a curated record